Messenger RNA from Ricinus communis (castor bean), 2701 nucleotides. RefSeq names its product pathogenesis-related homeodomain protein. The record is from RefSeq and is a predicted model, not a curated record. Gene Ontology annotation, molecular function: DNA binding; chromatin binding. Gene Ontology annotation, cellular component: nucleus. Lineage: Eukaryota; Viridiplantae; Streptophyta; Magnoliopsida; Malpighiales; Euphorbiaceae. The coding region runs from base 323 to 2521 and encodes 732 amino acids. The transcript is spliced from 11 exons. Gene Ontology annotation, biological process: regulation of DNA-templated transcription; chromatin organization.
ACUGCGAUGUACGAGCAGAAAACCGUUGGGUGGCGCUUCGAGAACUGGCACAGCCUUUAUCAAAUCAUUCUAUCCUUCUUCUUCUUAUUUUCCUGUGAAAGUAAUAAUUCAAAGUUCAGAUUUCAAAAUUUGGAGCCAGUUUUAGCCCUCACAUCAAUCGUAAUCAUACAUAUAAAUACAUCUGUACUUAUACAUACAUUUUAUUAUAAAGAAUCGUACAGUAUAGAUAGGCCAGCCAUACAAUCAGGGUCAGUUCAUGGUACCUCUGUGAACGAUCAUUGCAAGUUUUAUUUACAAUUUGGAUAACUGGUGACAGAUAAGUAUGCGAGGUACUGGAAAGAAAGCAAAAAAUCAAGAAUCCGGGAAAUCUUGUUUCUCAAAUUCAGAGAAUGGGUCAAUGCUAAUUGCAUCAUUGAAGUUAAGAAAGGACAAAACAAUACCUCAUUGCAAAAGAGGAAAACCAAAACCCAAAUCUCAAUUAAAAGCAACUGGUGGAAGUAGGCUGAAAAGAGUAGCGACUGAUCCAUCAAGUAAGGGGAUCAAGAAUGGGUAUACUACAAAUACCAAAAUGAUUUGUAAAAAAAUAUUGCAAAAAGCAAUUGAUAAGAAGUCAUCAACAAAGAAGCUAACUUCUAAAGUGCGACGAGGCAAACGUCUACCAGCUAUUGGUUGUGAGGAUAAUGGGAAAGAACCCAAUGAGGAUGUCAAUGUUACAGUCAAAAAACUUAACAGGAGGAAGAAGAAUAAGAGAGGACAAAAGGAAAAGGUGAAGCUAGAUGAACCAUCACGCUUGCAGAGGAGGACAAAGUAUUUGAUGAUUAAAAUGAAGCUGGAGCAGAAUCUUAUUGAUGCGUAUUCUGGGGAGGGCUGGAAAGGUCAAAGUCGGGAGAAGAUCAAGCCAGAAAAGGAACUUGUAAGGGCCAAGAAGCAGAUUUUGAAGUGUAAGCUUGGCAUACGUGAUGCUAUUCACCAGUUAGAUUCACUUAGUACAGUGGGGUGCAUUGAAGACUCAGUAAUUGCUCCAGAUGGAUCUGUUUCCCAUGAACAUAUAUUCUGUGCGAAAUGCAAGUCGAAUGAAGUUUCCCCGGAUAAUGAUAUCGUUCUCUGUGAUGGGACAUGCAAUUGUGGCUUCCACCAAAGAUGCCUCGAUCCUCCAUUGGACACCGAAAAUAUACCACCUGGAGAUCAGGGAUGGUAUUGCAAGUUUUGUGAAUGUAGGAUGGAAAUUAUAGAAGCUAUGAAUGCACACCUAGGGACCCAGUUCUCUGUAGAUAGCUGUUGGCAGGAUAUUUUUCAAGAAGAAGCAACUUUCUCUGAUGGUGGAGGCAUAUUGUUAAAUCCAGAAGAAGAAUGGCCCUCAGAUGAUUCUGAAGAUGACGAUUAUGAUCCUGGAAGUCAGGAUAACAGCAUUAGUGGAGCAGGCACUGAUGAUGAUGCUUCUGAUAAUGCUAGUAGUGCAACCAGCUUGGGUUGGUCUUCAGAUGGUGAAGUUCUUUCAGGAUCUAGGAAGUGGGAUAUGGGGGAUACUUAUUUUAGAAACCAAUUUAUUUAUAGCAGCUUAGACUCUGAUGAAACCAGUGAUGGGGAAAUUGUGUGCGGCCGUAGACAGCGAAGAGCAGUUGACUAUAAGAAGUUAUAUGAUGAGAUGUUUGGAAAGGAUGCUCAAGAACACGAGCAAGUGAGUGAAGAUGAAGACUGGGGCCCUGGCAAAAGAAAGCGGAGAGAAAAGGAGUCAGAUGCUGCCAGCACCCUUAUGACACUGUAUGAAAGUGAGAAAACAAGUAAAAAAGUUAAAAAACAUUCUAGAGACCCACAAGUUAAAAGGCCACUAUUUAGAAUUCCUCCUUCUGCAGUUGAGAAACUACGCCAGGUGUUUGCAGAGAAUGAACUUCCCUCUAGAACUAUCAAGGAAAACCUUUCAAAAGAAUUAGGUCUUGAACCCGGGAAGGUUAGCAAAUGGUUCAAGAAUGCACGAUACCUGGCUCUAAAGUCCAGGAAGGCAGACAGAACAAGUGAACUUUACAGUUCUAGUCCUGAAAUCCCCAGGGAACCGAAAUUGGAUGCUGUAAAUAAAAUAACAGCUGAUCUUGCGGAGUUAAGGGCCACCUCAAGCGAAACCAAGAUAUAUAGCCCGAAAAGUUUAAAACAGAUUCUUCAGAGGAAGGAAUCAAAGUCAAUGAGCAGCAGUCCGAAGAAAACUACACUGCAAAGAACUCCCACUGAAUCACUGUCUAAAAGCAAUGAGAUCAGUGUUGAGUAUAGUGAUGAUUUGAGCUUGAAGAAGCUGUUAAAAUCAAAAGCUAAGAGAGGAAAGAAGAGGGUCAACUCCAUUUCAAGAAGGGCAUCACAAAUGGCUGAGGCUGAGAUGGAGAAACUUUGCAGAGUCAAGGUUAGGCUAGAGAAUUUGAAGCAGAAACUGCUGAGACUACAAAAUGGCAAAGCUAGGAAGACAAUUAGGAACCAGUGGCAGCAAGAAUCUGUCAUUUUGGUUCCCAUUGCGGAGCUAAGGGAAAAAAAUUGAUCUUUGGGCAGCCUAUUCAAAGCUAGAUAGAAAGACAAAUAGAAAUCAGUUGCAGCAAGAUUACAUGUAAAUAUACUCUUGCUAACAUGCAUUGUAAGUUAAGUACCCAUCCUUACCAAUGAUAGAAUCUCUUCCUUCUUCUUUUUUUAAUCCAGAUAUAUGCUCAAGUUUGUGCUGUUA